Messenger RNA from Brassica napus (rape), 1552 nucleotides. RefSeq names its product nuclear transcription factor Y subunit B-4-like. NCBI's taxonomy places the organism in Eukaryota, Viridiplantae, Streptophyta, Magnoliopsida, Brassicales, Brassicaceae. Bases 825 to 1223 code for a protein of 132 amino acids. Gene Ontology annotation, cellular component: nucleus; CCAAT-binding factor complex. Gene Ontology annotation, biological process: regulation of transcription by RNA polymerase II. Gene Ontology annotation, molecular function: DNA-binding transcription activator activity, RNA polymerase II-specific; protein heterodimerization activity; RNA polymerase II cis-regulatory region sequence-specific DNA binding. The transcript has a single exon. The record is from RefSeq and is a predicted model, not a curated record.
GGUCUUAUAAUUUACAAAUCACUGUACUAGUCCUAAAGAUCAGAUAUGAUAUAAUAAUCCCAUCAAUCUCAAGCAUACACAUAUGCACAUACAUAUGGUAGUCUCAGCAUGAGAAGUUCUUUUUACAGUAUUUGGAACAGUAGUGAAGUGUAUUUUGAUGAUGAUAUCAUGAUCAUAAUAACGAUGAUUGGACGUGAUCAUAAUACACUAUAGGAAACUAGGAAUCAUACAUUUUUAAGCUCCAAAAUCUAUUCAAAAUUGAUAAACUGACUUGUAUUGUAUAUAUUAUGCUAGAAGCAUCUCUACUUAUAAUGCGUGAGAUAUUCUAAUAUCAGGUCCAUGUUGGAAUAUUAAUCAAUUGGUUUUAUUUUAAGAAUCAUGGGUUUCCACCUUAAUAUAAUUGAUAGUAAAUUGAAAAAUGUCUUUUCAAUAUAGUUGUAUAUAGGAGAUAAUCUAACAUCAAUGAUUUUAAGGGGAAGAAGAUAGAGUGGUUUCACCGUGAGUUCCAAAGUAGACAAAACUAAAUCAAUGAUAAAAAUGAAGAUGGUGAUAACUAAUUACAUUCACAGCAUACUAUAUUAUGCUUAUAUAAGCUUCACAUACACACAUCCAUAGUGACACAGAAUCUUAAAAUAGCAUGUAAUAUAUUAGAGUUAAGGGGUAUAGUCAAGUGCAAGGACAUCAUAGGACAUAUACAUAUACUCAUACUACACAUACACAUGCAUACACAUCUACAUAUAUAGAUAGGACCAUGUGUUGGAUCACUUGUAUAAAAAGGUGAUAAGAGAGACUAAAGUUGAUAAACUCAAUAAGAAGAGAAAAAAAUGGCCGAUGAAGAUAGAUUGCUACCAAUAGCCAAUGUAGGGAGACUUAUGAAGCAGAUCCUACCAUCAAAUGCAAAGAUCUCAAAAGAAGCAAAACAAACAGUUCAAGAGUGUGCAACAGAGUUCAUCAGCUUUGUUACCUGCGAAGCCUCAGACAAGUGCCACAGGGAGAAUCGAAAGACGGUGAAUGGAGACGACAUCUGGUGGGCUCUAAGUACUCUAGGCCUCGAUAACUAUGCUGACGCCGUGGGGAGGUAUCUUCACAAGUACCGCGAGGCCGAGCGAGAAAGAGCUGAAAACAACAAAAGCAGCAACGAUAGUGGAAAUGAGAGAGAACCAAACAUCACAAGUGGUUAUAGUAGAGUUUUGGAGAAAGGAAGCAGCUCUUCGGCUCGUUGAGAUAAAUCUAUGUGACCUGAAUCAUGUACUAUUAAGCCAAGAAAGAUCUAUAGAGAGAAGAAUAAGAGGAUUAUAUAAUGUUAAUGCUGAAUCUUUAUUACAUUGUAUAUGUUUACAUUUGCUUUAUAAAUGUAAUUUUCUACACAUAAAUAAAGCUAUGAGAUUUCUUCUUCAAAGAAAAUAUUGAACCAGUGGAGAGGUGAGAAAGACAGCAGAAACAAGGCUCAAGCUAGCAAGAUGAUAUUCUUUUUUAUAAAUCUUAGGUAUGAAAAGUAGUAAGUUAGUAAGAAAAUAAGACGUUUAUAAUGCGUCUCACCCCAAAGAUCGAU